CUACAAGCCAAGCAAACAGAGCAAAGUUUCCUGCCAAGCAGCAAGAUAGAAGUGCAGGUUCAUCAUUUUGAUAACCGUGUUCUCUUCAAAUUAAUCUGAGUACCAGAGGAAGUGGUCACUGUGCUAUGCUGCAGCCAUAGACCACCAUGAAUACCAGAGCUUGUAUCAGAAGGGAAUACAGUGUCAUCUUUCUGGCUGUGGCUGUCUCCAUCUGUGUCUUAUAUAAAGUGGACAUUCUGGGGAUUCUGCAUAAAGUGAACUCCGCCACCAUCAAUGUCCCGAGAGUUUCCACUGUCCCUGACGUGCAUCGCAGCUUCUGCGCCUUCCAGCCACUGUCCCCUAACGACGCUCUGGAGGAACGCCUCCUACUGGACUCCAUUGCUUGGCCUAAAACUCCACUAUUGCCAGCUCCUCUUUCCCUGGAGAAGACCAGUGAUCCAGCUCACAGCUCCUUCACCAUUCUCCCAAGGAGGGGAAGAGGACAGUGGCACGUAGGGGAUCAGCUGGAGGUUAGGAUCAAUAUGUCUGAUUUCCAGGGCCGUCCCAAGAAGUCUGGAGGGGACUUCUUACUCGCCCGACUGCACAACCAGAAGCUUGGUGCAGGUGUGGUUGGGCAAGUGAUGGAUCAUCUGAAUGGCAGCUACUCUGCUGUAUUCCCUUUACCCUGGGAAGGAGACGCAGAGGUUGAGGUGACGCUGGUUCACUCUAGUGAAGCUGUCACAGUGCUGAACAGGCUGACCAGCGAACAGCCUGACAGGAUUUACUUCCAGAGCCUCUUCCGCUCAGCCUCAUUCUCUGAAACUACAAUCUGUAACGUCUGCCUACGUCCAACAAAGCAGCCACUGUGCAACUACACUGACCUCCGAACAGGCGAGCCUUGGUUUUGCUACAAGCCAAAGAAGCUGAGCUGUGAUGCCAGGAUCAACCACGCAAUGGGAAAAUACAAACAAAACCUCAGGGCCAACGAGAAGAAGCUCUUUCAAAGUGGUGUCAACUUGAAAGUCUACCUACAGGCUUCAGGACCAGCCAAUGUCACUGUGUUGCCAAAAAAGAAAGGCCAAUCAGAGGUGAAGAGCAGCAGUGUGAAGUCUGGACCCUCUGGCUAUUACUACCAGGGUGUGUGGCGAGCACUAGGUGGCACCACAAUUCGCCAAUUUAACAACUCCACCAUCAGUCAGUGUCUGAAAGGCAAGGAGGUCCACAUGUAUGGAGACUCCACCAUCAGGCAGUGGUUUGAAUACCUCAACGCAGCACUGCCAGAUCUUAAAGAGUUUAACCUGCACAGCCUGAAGCAAGUUGGACCUUUCAUGGCCUUGGACUAUGCAAACAACAUCUUGGUGACGUUCCGCUGCCACGGUCCUCCUAUCCGUUUUCCCAAAGUCCCAACCAGCGAGCUUCGCUACAUUGCCAAUGAAAUUGAUGGCUUAACCGGAGGCACCAAUACUGUCGUAGUUUUCAGCAUCUGGUCUCAUUUCAGCACUUUUCCCAUGGAGGUCUACAUCCGGCGGCUACAGAGCAUCCGCAGGGCGGUGGUGCGGCUGCUGGACAGGGCUCCAGGCACGGUGGUCAUCAUCCGGACCGCCAACCCCAAAGCCUUGAUGCUUUAUGAGACAAUAACCAACAGCGACUGGUACUCGCUGCAGCGUGAUAAGGUGCUCAGAGCCGUGUUCAAAGGACUGAAAGUUCAUCUGAUCGAUGCCUGGGAGAUGGUUCUUGCCCAUCACCUGCCGCACAGCCUCCACCCACAACCUCCCAUUAUUAAGACUAUGAUGGACCUUCUCUUGUCCUACAUAUGCCCUAAAAACGGUGGCUAGAUGUGUGUUUAUUGUAGUUCCAAGCCAUAUUAGGGUUGGGUAUUACAAAUAACCACUGCUGAAUGAUCACAAUUAACACAUACUGUACAACCUCAUUACUUGCCCCAUGUGUUGGGAUUGUCAAGCAGCAUUUCAGGAAAUGCAGAAAACAUUGUGUACUUUUUUUUUGUACAAAAACAAAGAUGGACUUUUCUUUGCUGGGCACAGUGACUUUCUGAAUGACUCCGGGAUGGUUUAUACACGAGAUACUGUUGUUAUCCAGCAUGGUGGGAGUUUUUUUCCAUUCUAUAAUCAGUCAAUGGAGGAUAAAAUUGCAAGUGGAUUCACUUUUUAAGAAGCCUUAACUUAAACAGCCACAUAUUUAUAAAAAUGUCCCUCAUGGGAUGUUAAUGGUUAAUGGCUACAAAGAUCAGGAACAAAGACUAUUUUGAUGAUGUAAAAAAAGUGUAUUUACAUGUCAAUUUUUUGUAUGAAAUUUAAAACUACUAUUAAAUAACAUGUAAUUUUAAGUUGCUGCUGUAAUACAAUUAUGAAUACUAUAUGAAAUGUUAACUGAGUUAUGCUUUUGAUUGUGGGUUGGUGAGUAGUGGGGAAAUGUUAUAUCCUUCCAAGUUGUUUUUUUAUUUUUAUAUAGCCUACUGUCAGUAUGGUGGAAGUAACUAAUUACAUUUACUCUCUAAAAGUC
Messenger RNA from Perca fluviatilis (European perch), 2499 nucleotides. Its product is annotated as NXPE family member 3-like. The record is from RefSeq and is a predicted model, not a curated record. Bases 147 to 1814 code for a protein of 555 amino acids. The transcript is spliced from 7 exons. Lineage: Eukaryota; Metazoa; Chordata; Actinopteri; Perciformes; Percidae.